Messenger RNA from Linum tenue, 462 nucleotides. NCBI's taxonomy places the organism in Eukaryota, Viridiplantae, Streptophyta, Magnoliopsida, Malpighiales, Linaceae. The record is from the annotation of a GenBank genome assembly.
AUGGCGCCAAAGGCCGCAGAGAAGAAGCCCGCAGAGAAGAAGCCGGCCUCCGAGAAGCCAGCGGAGGAGAAGAAGACCGUGGCCGAGAAGGCGCCCGCAGAGAAGAAGCCCAAGGCCGGGAAGAAGCUCCCCAAGGAAGCCGGCGCCGCUGCCGGCGACAAGAAGAAGAAGAGGAACAAGAAGAGCGUGGAGACCUACAAGAUCUACAUCUUCAAGGUCCUGAAGCAGGUCCACCCGGACAUCGGGAUCUCCAGCAAGGCCAUGGGGAUCAUGAACUCCUUCAUCAACGACAUCUUCGAGAAGCUCGCCCAGGAAUCCUCCAGGCUCGCUAGGUACAACAAGAAGCCCACCAUCACCUCCAGGGAGAUCCAGACCGCCGUCAGAUUGGUGCUGCCCGGAGAGCUCGCCAAGCACGCCGUUUCUGAGGGCACCAAGGCCGUCACCAAAUUCACCAGCUCUUGA